CCAAAAAGUUAAAAAUUCAAAACAUGGCGGCCAAAGUUGGCGUAAGUAGGUAAGUAAUCGUUCAUUUACUUCACCAAAAAUUUAUAAAAUCGCCAAUUUUUAUCGUGUUCUUAGCGCCAUAAAAUUGUUUGAAUGAUUGAAAUAUUUUGCUUGGUUUUAGUUCGCGAUAUAAGGAUGCCUUAGAGCAAACGUCGGCGUACAAUGCGCGGUUAGGCUUUGAACGUAAACAAAGGAGUCCAUUCCUCGACUCUCAAACCGGCGUAGCUCAAGUUAGUUGUCAUCUGUGGAAAAGUAAGUUAUCAAGACGAGCACCAGCUUACCCGUAUCAAAUAUGUAGCUACCCUGGACGUCGCUGGAAGCGAAAGCCUCGCGAACGGGUCGUUGAACAAGAAAGCGAACCAGUGGUUGAAGAAUCGCCUCAAGGUCGGUAUAUAUUUUGGAGGAAACUUUACUUGUUUAGGAUGGUUUUUAUACAGGGAAUAUUUUUAUACAGGGAAUAUUUUUAUAUUUGUAUAUUUUAUAUAGAGAGGUUUAUUGGUGUUUUUCAAUUGUUGCAAUUUUAAAAUUAGAAUAUGAAAAUAAUUUGUAACUUUUGGGUGGCCAAAGAUGUUGAAUUUUAAGAUGAAAAAGAUAGCAUUCUUUUGUGUAGAUUUUCUCGAUGUAUUUAUAGUGAAAUAUUUUAUCACUAGCCAGUGAUCUUACGAGAGGCAUUUUCCCCCUGAAAAUAUUCAAAAUGACAUGUUCAGGGGGGGGGGGGGUGAAUGCCUCUCAUAUGCACACUGCCUACAAACAUGUAGUGCAUUUUGUUGACGUCAUGGUGUGGUGGUGGGACUACUGUAUUAUCUCUAUUCUGUGCUGCUAGCAGGCUAUUCUGGUUUGUGUGACGAAACUACAGAAUAAGAUCAUAAGUACUUCAAUUUUUCAAACAAAUGCCUUUUUGGGGAAGUUAGUUGGGCUAACGCACAUGUUGAAUAAAUGCUAGAGAAACAUGCACAUCAAUAAGACCUGGGAUGGGCUCCCUGUGAUUUGAGAUGUACUCAUUCAGUCAUUCUGCUGUACAUAGUAACAAUGGCUUCAACCAGUGGCAUUGCUGUAAGUCAACCGGUGGUGCCUACUGUGGAAGCAAGCGUUAGCAAUGUCGAAGAAAAUACUGAGUCAGCAGAAGUUGAAGCUAUCAAAGAAAGUGAGGAGGAGAGUGAAGAAGAGUCGGACCCUGAUGAUGAUCAGAAUGCGCUGAAAGCAGGAAGAUUUGGCAGGCCAUCGAAGAAAGGUUUAAAUACAUUGGGCAUUCCUAAUUACAAGGUACAGUUCAGAUAGAUCUAAGGGUGGAGUCAAGGGGAGCUAGAGUCAGGUCCCCCUCCCCUAGAAUAACAUGAACACAUUCCUGGAAUAUCUGGCAUUCUUUGCCAGGGGAGCUUUAGGUAUACCCCUGUUCUCACAUUCUGGUGAUUAAAGAACUAUUGCUACCUUUAUCCUCCGGAAAACUAGUUGUCAACAGAAUUGUUGACAUUGCUAAAUUUUAUUGAUGUGUUUCUUAUCAAUCUAUUUUAUUUAAAUGAUGAAGGUUGAUCCAAGCACUCUUAAAAUAAAGAAUUAUACAAAAGAAGAAUUAGCCAAGAUGACUUAUGAAGAAAGGCAAAAACCUUAUAUUUGUGAGAGUAAGUUCUGCUGACUAUGUUGAUCAGUACAAGGCAUGUUUUGUGCUGCAGGACAGCAUCCUCCAAUUUUGGCCAACAUUGUGAAAAAGAGAGCCAAUACUACCGAGUCAAGCAACUUAAUUAUUUUUUCCCCUGUAUGUUUGUGUAUCCCAGCACUAUAAACUUAAUUAAACCCCAUCUCAAACUUUGAUUAUAUUACAUUCAUUUGCCAACUUUUAGUUUGUGGCAAACGAUAUAAAAAUGGUCCUGGGUUAAAAUAUCAUUACACACACUACAACCACGAUCAAGACGACUCAUCAAGCGACACAACAGAGGUCAACCCACCAGGCUCAGCUUUACCAGGCUCACCUAUGGUUGAGUCUAACCCACAACCCUCUGUUACGACUACUACAGUAGCGGUAACAAAGGAAAGUCAGCUGGGAAUUGUGAAUCCAAAUGACUAUUGUGAUUUUUGUCUGGGUGAUGCAACUAAAAAUAAGAAGACAUUGAUGUCAGAGGAACUGUUGUCUUGUGCAGACUGUGGACGGUGUGGUGAGUUACUUUACUGUCGUUCCAAUUGAAGUGUUGCUCAAAUAUUGAUUCAAUACAUUACCUCGGGCUGACCAAUUCAUUUCAUCAAGUUCCUCGAGAUAUUCAUCUUGUAUUUGAUAAUAUGUCUUGUUUCUCUUACAGGUCAUCCUAGUUGCUUGCAGUUUACAGAGAAACUUACUGCUAAAGUGAAACAAUAUCGAUGGCAGUGCAUUGAGUGUAAAUCUUGUACUUUUUGUGGUACAUCAGAUAAUGACGUAUGUAUUUUGAUUGUGUGUUUAUGAAUUAUUCAAUAUGGGUUGCAUUGUGGAAGAAUAACAAUUGAUAGUUUCAGUCUUCAUCUUUUAGCAUGCUACCCUGAGAGUCUGGUUUAAAACGAUAAAUGAAUGCAAUCGAUUCCUCUGCAUGGAGGCAGAGAGGAAUUAGAUUCUUGACCCAGAGAAGCAAAAAGAUUAAACCAGAGACAGAGUUGCGAGCGAAAACAUCUCUGUCCCUCGGAUAUUAAUGUUUUCAUUGUCCAGAUGACAAAAAGUUUAAUUUGGCCUGAUGAUCGUUUUCCCAAUUUCCACUUGUGUUGAUAUAUAGUAUUAUAGAGGAUAUUAGACGGUGGCGCGAAGAGAUGACUUUUUAUCUUCGAGUGGUGAAAACAAUAUUUUACGAACGAGCGCAGCGAGUGAGUAAAAUAUUGUUUUUAACACGAGAAGAUAAAAGUCAUAUCUUCAAGCCACCGUGUAAUGUUCUGUUUAUUAUAUAGUCCCAAGCAAAAAAUUGUAUAACUAUACUAAACUAGUCACGUGUUCGAUAUCUUCACUAGUGAAGAUAUGGAAAAUAUGUCACUGUGUAUUUCUCAGUAUCUCACUCUCUACUAUAUAAUAAAACUGUAUAUCAACACGGAAAAUGUUUUAUAUUUGUUAAAUAAGUCGCAAUAUCUUUCUUUUCCAAGGAUCAAUUGUUAUUCUGUGACGACUGUGACCGAGGCUAUCACAUGUAUUGUUUGGACCCUCCUAUGGAUACACCACCUGAAGGUAAGACAAGACAACCAGUUUGGUUAUGUGUAGGGUUCUUUUCAACAUCUGCUGUCAGUGCUAAAUUUCAUUCUUCAUUUUUAGGGAGCUGGAUAUGCAAGUUAUGUGAACAAAAUGAGAUGGUCUCUAGCUAGGUAGUCGUAAAUGCCCUAUUAGUAAUGAAAUUUUCAAUCUUCAACAUCAUAUGCACAGCCACAAGCUCAUGCAGCCAGACAGAUGGAAAGAGUAGUAGACUCUAAUUCUUAUAAUAGAGACACAGAGUAACAUAUGUUACAACUGGUUAUAUGUUAAUACUCUGUGAUAGAGAGGUUCAGAUUUGACUUCCACUACCUCUCACAGUCUCACUGGCUUGGUAGUCGCAUCUGAUUGGUUAAUCGGAUGUAUCCUAUCAAACGCAUCCGAUUGGUUAUUAGUCCAGUAAUGGUAGCGGUAGUCAAAUCUGAACCUCCCCAAUAUGACAGUAAAGAAAUUCAAAUUUUUACCUAUAGAUAUCUGAGAAAAAUGUCUCGACAAUUGUAUUGUGUAUUGAGUAAUGUGUAUUAUAUUUGCCGUGGCCUGCAAAAGACUGUACGUUUCUGGGAAUUCUAGCAAGAAAAGGACGUUAAUUUUGUGGUCUCAUAUAAAUGUACGACGUCACCGUUCUUUUUCGACAUACCGAAUCACAACCAAUCACAACUCAUGAAACAAAUACAUACGCUGUAUACCAUCCACAUAGCUCAGGCUAGUGGUACCAUCAUACAACGAAGAACAUUUUACGGAAUUGGUACGAAGGCCGGAUGGAGGACAGUGAUUUUUUCAACCUUUGUAAAAAUCCUUGAAAAGCGAUAAAAAUACGGAUAUUCAUCCCACAAUUUAUAAAAGGCAAGUUGAAUUUUUCAUACUGAAUUUUACCAUGCAAUCAACGACCAAUUUCAGAAAGCUUGAAAAAAUCACUGUCUAGUGGGCGAUCAGGAUAGCACUAUGACCUAUAGCCUAUGUGACUUUUGUACAACCGACCGGAGUAACAAUACAUUUGAAAUAGGAAACAGAAUUGUAUCAGUCUAUCUUUUCAUCAAAUGAAAUACAAACACAUCUGUCACUCCCAACACCGUUCUGUUAAUUUACAUGUACGUACG
Molecule: messenger RNA, 4326 nt
Organism: Paramuricea clavata
Lineage: Eukaryota; Metazoa; Cnidaria; Anthozoa; Malacalcyonacea; Plexauridae
Source: the annotation of a GenBank genome assembly